Molecule: messenger RNA, 2403 nt
Organism: Adineta steineri
Lineage: Eukaryota; Metazoa; Rotifera; Eurotatoria; Adinetida; Adinetidae
Source: the annotation of a GenBank genome assembly
AUGUGGAAGAAAAUCAAAGAAAUUUUGUGUAAGCAUACUGCUUACAAAGAUGAAUCAAAUACUACUUCAACACGUGGCACAAUAUCUGCUUCUGUGAUUGACCUAAAACCAUUACCAUCAACACCAUCACGACGAACGGAAACACUCCAUCAUCAUCAUCAUCAUCAUGAACCUCAUCAUCGUCGACCCUAUCGGAAAGUAACAGGCAAAAGUACUUUGAACAAGACUGAUGAGCAUUGUCGUUCGUUGUUUAAUCUUUUACCAACAUCAUUUCGCUCUCGUCAUCAUCAUCAACAAGCUUCAAAUAACAAAGGAAUAGAUGCUUCGACGACAACUACAACAAAAGCAUCGCCAUCAAUUGAUAUAUUCGGCACGGAUUACGAUUCUGGUUAUAUGUCUCAAAGUGUUUUAAAUCGUACAUCAUCAUAUGUAUCAUGUUAUUCAGCUGUUGCAACAACAAUGCCUGUUCCAUCUAUGAUAUCACAUGGUUCAAUUGAAAGUAUAUUAAAUGGAUAUUCAAAAUCAAAUCCAGCUAAUAUACGUAUUCUUAUACGAAAAAAUUUUGAGCCAUUUGCUCAAGCACAUAUUGGUGUUACCAAAGGUACACUUGUUACAGCUUUAUUUUCACGUGGUCCAUGGCUUUACAUACGUAUUGAAUCGACUGGACAAACAGGUUACAUUCCACGUAUAAUAUGUUCAUUAUAUAAAAAUCGUAUAAUAACAACUGAUAAAAAUUAUUCUCAUCAUCAUCAUCUAUCAAUAUCUUCCACAGAUUCAUCAUCAAAUAAAGAUGAUGAACUUGAUUUAACAGUAUCAUCACCAAAUAAUAAAUGUUUUAUUCGUCCAUAUAGACAACAACAAAAAAAUAAAAUGAAUCGUUAUCUAUCACAUAGUUCAGCUUUUAUUAAUGAUCAAGAAAAAUCAACAGAAUAUACAAAAAAAUAUUUAGCAAAAAUUGAUUCUGCUGAACGUGAAAGACGUAAUACAUGUACUCUUCCGCCACCACUACCAUCAACAUUAAUUUCAUCGAAAGAUCGUCGAUUAACAUUAGGUUCAAUUAAUUGGCCUAUAACAACAAAUCAAUCAGAUACAGUUGGUAUUCAUCAAAUCAAUGAUAUAUCAAUAAUAAACAAUAAAGAAAUCUUACCACCACCUCCACCACCAAGAGAUACUGAUUCAUCAAGUACACAAGAUUCUGGUUAUUCAGAAUCAACACCUUAUUUUCUCGUACAACAAGCAACACCCGACACAGAACAACCACCAACAAUAACCAAUCCGUCAAAAAAAUCAACUGCAUCAGCUCAUUAUGUUACUAUUCGACGCUCAUCUCUUCUGAAAACUCCUGAUACAAUAAAUACAUAUCAUAAUUCACUUCGACGACAACAACAACAAACAAUUGAAUCAAAUCAUCCUGUUCAACAUCGACAUACACUUCUAAAUGGUUUAUCAGUCAAUGAUAUGUUAGCAAAUAAUAUUAAUAAACGUCAUUCAUUUGGUGCAUUUCAUAUGAAUAAUAAUGAAAAUUAUGAUCAAUUAUUAACAAAAUCAGUCAAUUCAACAAAUAAUUCUUUACAUUCACGUCCAAUUGAAUUUGCUUUAAUACGAAAUGUUCGUCGUGAUAAAGACGAUUUAUAUCAACGAAUAAAACCUACCAUACAUAAUUUACCUAAAAGUCAUCGACAAAUUCCUGCAAGUAUCAUUUUAAAACAUCAUCGUCAACAACAAAAACAACAAUUUGGUAGUUCACAUAGUGCAUUUCGACCUGUUCAACCAACAUUAAAAUCAAAACGUGCAUCAAGUGAAGGUCAUUCACCUUCAAGUGAACAACAAAUUCUAUCUCCAACAAUCUCAUCGUCAUCAUCAUCAUCAUCAUUAUCAUCAUCAACUUCAUCUUUAUCAAAGAUAAAAAAAUCGUAUUUAUUAAAACAAAGACGUUUAUCAUGUGAUAUACCUAUGCCAAUUUUAUCAUAUAAAAAUUCCAAUAGUCUAACACGUUCUGUAUGUGGUCAAACAUCAAUGAAAAAUUUAAAUCAUUUUUCACGUACAAUGAGUGAAAUAUUAUGUGAUCAAUUUAGUGAAAUAAAUUUAGAUGCAAUAGAAAAAGAUUCACUUACACAACCAAUUAUAAUAAAAAAUUCACAACAGAUGAAAAAAAAUUUAAAUCCCCAACAAAAUUUAUUUACAAUAACAAAAGAUUAUCGAAGUUCACGUGCAUCAUUUUCUGUUAAACGUGGUGAUUCUGUUAAUGUACUUAAACAAGUUGGACGAGCCUGUUUUCUUGUUCGAAAACAAAAUAAUGGACAAAUUGGUUUUCUACCUAAAGCAUUAAUGAUACCAACAACACCAACAACAAAAAUCGAUACUUUCCUUGAAACACAUGGUUAUCGAGAAACGGUUAUAUAA